CAGACCAAAGAGUAAACUACCAGACGGACACAGGCUAGUUAGCUAAUCAGGUACUAAGUCAGCUAACUUGCAGGCAAGCAGCAUUGUACUUUACUCUCAUAUGCUAACGUUAUAAUGGUUGUAAUGCAGGCGCUAGCCAAAACGAACAGGCUAGCAACAGUUAAAUGAAGUAGCAGGUCGUUGUUUGGGUUGUUUUUAAUUAGCUAGGUCUAGCUAACGCGGAAGGAAAUCCCACAGAGUAAUCAAUGGUUAGCAUAACGCAGCGGUUAUAAUUCUCUGCUCGUUUUAAAGGGCGUCUCUUCAUGAGUAAAGGAUGUCUAAACGCCUGCGAAACACCGAGCUCUGCGCUGAUUGCAGUGUCCCAGAACCUCGCUGGGCGUCGGUGAACAGGGGAGUGUUGAUCUGCGACGAGUGCUGCAGUGUUCAUCGAAGUCUGGGUAGACACAGCUCACAAGUCCGUCACCUGACACACACACCAUGGCCUCCUACGCAGCUACAGAUGGUUCAAAUAUUAUACAGCAAUGGUGCAAAUUCAAUAUGGGAGCACUCUCUCCUGGACCCUGCGUCUGUGAUGAGUGGGAAACGCAAGGCCAACCCUCAGGACAAACUGCACCCAAACAAAUCAGAGUUUAUUAAAGCCAAAUAUCAAAUGCUGGCAUUUGUCCAUCGCAUGCCUUGCCGGGAGGACGACAGCUCGACAGCCAAGGAUUUAAGCAAGCAACUUCACUCAAGUGUACGCACCGGGAAUCUGGAGACGUGUUUGAGGUUGCUCUCUCUGGGUGCACAAGCUAAUUUUUUUCACCCGGAAAAAGGAAACACUCCCUUGCAUGUAGCUGCAAAGGCAGGACAAGUAUCUCAGGCUGAACUAUUAACUGUUUAUGGAGCAGAUCCUGGAGCCCCUGACAGCAAUGGCAAAACUCCCAUUGACUAUGCAAGGGAAGCUGGCCACCAUGACCUGGCUGAUAGAUUGGUGGAGAUUCAGUAUGAACUGACUGACAGACUGGCGUUCUACUUGUGUGGGAGAAAACCAGAUCAUAAAAACGGCCAGCACUUCAUUGUUCCACAAAUGGCUGACAGCAGUUUAGAUUUAUCAGAACUGGCCAAAGCAGCAAAGAAGAAACUGCAGUCUCUCAGUAAUCAUUUAUUCGAGGAGCUGGCCAUGGAUGUGUACGAUGAGGUGGACAGACGAGAGACUGAUGCUGUGUGGUUGGCUACACAGAAUCACAGCACUCUGGUGACGGAGACGACUGUGGUGCCUUUCCUUCCUGUGAAUCCAGAGUAUUCAUCAACGCGAAACCAGGGACGACAGAAGCUCGCAAGAUUCAAUGCACACGAAUUUGCAACUCUUGUGAUCGACAUAUUAAGCGAUGCUAAGCGCAGACAGCAAGGAAAUUUAAUAGCAAGUCCCAAAGAUAAUGUUGAAUUUAUCCUGAAGAGUAUGGCCGUCAGGCAUGGCAGCGAUAGCCAGGACAAUGAUCAGCCUGACUAUGACAGUGUAGCGUCUGAUGAGGAUACAGAUCACGAGCUCCCCUCGAGCAAAGGAGACAGGACCAAGAGCCUGGACUCUGACCUCUCAGAUGGCCCCAUCACUAUGCACGAAUACAUGGAGGUGAAAAACGCGCUCUCUGCCUCUGAAGCCAAGAUCCAGCACCUCAUGAAAGCCAACAACAACCUGAGCGAUGAGCUGAGGCUGAUGCAGAAAAAGCUGCAAUCUCUGCAAAGCGAGAACACCUCUCUCAGGCGGCACAUCCCAACCAAUAUCUAUCAGAUCCCCAGCGGUUCAGACUACCCCGACCCCUCCAGCCCCUCAGCCCUGAAACGCCGGCAGUCUGCGCGGGCCAGUCGGCCCAUGUCUAUGUAUGAGACCGGCUCAGGCCUGAAGCCCUAUGUCCCUAAAGGGGAAACUCCCUACCCAGAGGAGGGUAUCCCCACCCUGCAACCCUUCCCACCUCAUACGGAAAGGGGCGCUUUUGUGACCACCUCUUCAUCCCUCCCCUCAUUUCCAUCCACCCUGUCUUGGUCGAAGGACGAAAGUGCUCAAAAGGCCUCAAAGUUAGAGAAGCAAAGCAGCAUGCCGGAAAGUGACUAUGACAACACAUUCAAUGACUCUGAGAUGGAUGAUUCGGGUUUGUGCAGGAGAGUUAGGCUGAGGAGCAGCGGCUGGCUGGGGGAGGGCAGCUCAAUCCCUGAGCUGGAUGAUCUGGAGAUGGAGUCAGACCCCACUCUUCCCAGCACAGAGGACGUCAUCCGAAAAACAGAGCAGAUCACCAAGAAUAUCCAAGAGCUGCUGCGAGCUGCUCAGGAGAACAAACAUGACAGCUUCAUACCCUGCUCAGAAAGAAUACAUGUGGCUGUAACAGAAAUGGCUGCCCUCUUUCCAAAGAAGCCCCGCUCAGAGACUGUGAGAGGCUCUCUGCGCUUGUUGACAUCGAGUGCAUUUCGGCUUCAGAACGAGUGCAGGAAAGCGUUGCCUUCAGAGGGCUGCCCGGGUCCGGACAUGCAGCUGGUCACCCAGCAGGUCAUCCAAUGUGCGUAUGACAUUGCCAAGGCAGCCAAGCAGCUUGUGACCAUUACCACAAAGGAGAAUACUAACUAACAAACAGCACUUACAAGGCUGCAAAGCAGUCAGCAUCUCAAUUUUGUUCUUAUAUCUAAAUUUUUUAUUGAGUUUGUCAGGUUUUUUGUAUUUGUGGUAUAUGCAUGCAUUGUUUUUUAAUUUAUGAAUGAAUAUUUAAUGCCAACUCUGGAAAAAAUCUGAGUGUAAAGGGAAAAAGUCAGCAACUUUAAACUUAGGGAUACUCAGCUGCUGUAAUAGCACAAUUUCUCAUGAGGUAAAAUAAUCCACAAAUCAUGUUAAAACUAGUAGCAGCUUGCAGGCGUGGGGACUGUAAUGGUUUACAGAUUACAAUUUGCGUAAAUCUUUAAUCAGUGCAUACUGUAAAUACCUUUUAUUGAGAGAAAGAAUUAAGCACAGUACAGUAAAUCAACAUUAUGAUAUUGGUUAAUGUUAUCAGUCCAAAGCCAGACAUGGAAAAGCCAUAAAUGAGUCAUGAAUAUGCCGUCAUUGAAAGCUAUUGCUCACACUCUUGUAGCUUCAGGAGCUUCCCCUCAUUAAUUGCACUGUGCAAGCAUCAUCAUACUGUAAAGUGUAAUUGCCAAAAACAAGCGUACCAUUAAAUGUUGGGAACUUCAUUUAUGCACAUGUUGUAGCUCUGCAAUGCCAAUGUUUGUUGCAUCAAAAAAGCUAUUUAUAUGGUUUGUCCCCUGUCCAAGUGUAAUCCAGUCUGCAGUGCACUUAUUGCGGCUAUUUAUGUGUGCCCAUGUGUCAAGUCGGUGAAUGCAAAUCACGCUUGUUCAAGGGCCAAGUUUUAUCUGUUACUAGCACCAAGAUGUUGUUGUAUUAACUUCAAAUGAUCUGGUGCGUUUCUCCACACUGCACUGUAUUCUGCAGUCUUGUGUGCCAUUGCAGUGUUGGUCAAAUUUAGAGCUAAUAGCCAUACUGUUUGUAUGCCCAUGUGUUUUGUGCUCUGUUCCGUUGCUGCUAGUUUUGUAUUAAUGUGCAACAUAUGGGAUAGAAGUCUAGACGUCUCCUGUAUAAUUGUGCAACCCAACAUUCAUCUUCACCAAGUGUAUCAGAGUUCAUCAUCAUUUCAAGAUCUGAUCAAGGUAUUGUCCCUCUCUGUACGUGACCCAAGUGCAGGGAUGUAUGUGAUGCAGCUGUUAAGUUGCACUUCGGAAAAAAAUAAUUAUUUUAUAAAUAAACUUAAUUUAUAAAUAUAG
This is a messenger RNA of Plectropomus leopardus (leopard coralgrouper), 3780 nucleotides long. It is a transcript of the gene git2a, whose product is annotated as G protein-coupled receptor kinase interacting ArfGAP 2a. The record is from RefSeq and is a predicted model, not a curated record. Gene Ontology annotation, biological process: brain development; regulation of ARF protein signal transduction; regulation of G protein-coupled receptor signaling pathway. Gene Ontology annotation, cellular component: synapse. Gene Ontology annotation, molecular function: small GTPase binding; GTPase activator activity. NCBI's taxonomy places the organism in Eukaryota, Metazoa, Chordata, Actinopteri, Perciformes, Serranidae.